Molecule: messenger RNA, 1417 nt
Organism: Didymella exigua CBS 183.55
Lineage: Eukaryota; Fungi; Ascomycota; Dothideomycetes; Pleosporales; Didymellaceae
Product: protein FYV10
Exons: 3
Coding region: 116-1399 (427 amino acids)
Biological process (GO): proteasome-mediated ubiquitin-dependent protein catabolic process
Cellular component (GO): nucleus; cytoplasm; GID complex
Molecular function (GO): ubiquitin protein ligase activity; protein binding
Source: RefSeq, a predicted model, not a curated record
CAGUCCUCAAGCUAUCACCACCACACGUCGUCGGUCUCGGUUACGCUGACCCUGUGGAUUCGCGUUGACAGAGUAAUUCCGAGCUCCAAACGGGUCGUCGUAUUGUCUGCCCGCCAUGGCAGAGCUCACCAGCACCAAGCUCAACGCAGAGGCGCAUCUGCUGCUCGACCAGCCGCUCCUGCGAAUGCCCUACGAACUCUCUCGCCGAAACUUCAAGAAUGCCCAGCGCCUCAUCGAACACUCCUCGACUUCCCUCACAAGCUCCCUCGCCGCAGCCACAAAGAGCGCCGCCAAGACCACCGACCCCACACCCGCCCUCGAAUCCCUCGACACCAUGAUAUCAAAGAUGCAGGGGCUGAAGCGGAAGCUAUCAAGCCUACAAGAAGAAGAGGCGAAGCUACACAAAUCCGCCAAGGCGCGACUGCAGCACCUGCACGACCUGCACCAAGUCCAGAGCCUGGUCGAUGUCAAGUACGACGAGUGGAGUCGCGUGCGUCUCAGCCGCUUGCUCGUGGACUACCUCCUGCGCGAGGGCUACGCGGACAGCGCAGCCUGUCUCGCGCGCUCCAAGGGCAUAGAAGACCUCGUCGACGUUGAUGCGUUUGUGGCAUGUCAUAAGAUCGAGCGCAGUCUGAGAGAAGGGCAGAGCACGACGCUGGCGCUCGAGUGGUGCAAGGAGCACGGCAAAGAGCUCAAGAAGGGCGGCAGCAUGCUGGAGUUCGAGCUCAGGCUGCAACAGUACAUCGAGCUGGUCCGGGCCGGGCACGAGAGCGGGGUGUCUGGCAUGGACGGCGAGUUCGCAGAGGGCGUGCGGCUCGGCGAUGGCGGAGGCGAGAUGAAGCUCAUAGAAGCCCGGGCGCACGCGAAGAAGCAUCUCAGCGGGAGCGGGGACUUUGCGCUGCUCGGCCGCGCAGCAGGACUGCUAGCCUACCGGCCCUGGGACGAAGUCGAGCCCUACGCCUCCCUCUACUCCCCAGCUCGUUGGACCCACCUGGCCUCCCUCUUCCUCACAACACACCACACGCUGUACUCUCUUCCACCCCGCCCACUCCUCCACAUCGCGCUAUCCGCAGGUCUCAGCGCGCUCAAAACGCCCGCGUGCCACUCGGCAUUCACGCCCAGCGCCACAAACAGCGGCUCGUCGACCACAACCGUGUGUCCGAUCUGCAGCACGGAGCUGAACGAGCUCGCGCGCAACGUGCCGUACGCGCACCACACCAAGAGCAUCGUCGAGAACGACCCCGUCGUGCUGCCCAACGGGCGCAUCUACGGGUCGGAGAGGCUGCGGGUGUUUAACGAGAAGGUCGGGACGGAGGGGGGGUGGGUGCGGGAUCCCGUGGGGGGGAACAAGGAGGAGAUGUGGAGGGAGAGCGAGGUGCGGCGGGUGUUUGUGCUGUGAGAGUCUGUGGAUGCUGCU